CUUACAAGGAGCAUCAUCAGAGAUAUUCUUUACAUUGCAAACAACUAGAAAAUCAAUGUCCUUGGUUUGUUGUAAAAAUUAAUUAGUGUGCCACUAUAUAAAGCAAAUUAUUGGCGGAAGUGAAGACAGACACACACACAUAGAAAGAGAUAGGUGAAUAGUGAAACUUAAAUAGAGUGAAUUGAUCUACAAUGGAAGGUGUUGAAGUUGAACGACCAUUGAAACUUCACUUCAUUCCAUUUCCAGCACCUGGGCAUAUGAUCCCUAUGUGCAAGAUUGCAACUCUGUUUGCAUCACGUGGCCAUCAUGUCACAAUCAUCACCACUCCUUCCAACACCCACUUCUUCACCAACAAGAAUUCCUCCUUCGCCAUUCCCUUCUUCCACCUUCACACCGUCGACUUUCCCUUCCAAGAAGUCGGCCUCGCUAACGGCAUAGAAUCUUUGUCCUCCACCGCUGACCUCACCACUGCCACAAAGAUCAACUCAGGUUUAAUUCUCCUCCAAGGACCCAUUGGAGAUUUUUUGGAGAAGGAUCCACCUGACUACAUCAUCGUUGACUGCAUAUAUCCUGGAGUUUAUGACUUGGCGGAUAAGCUUCAUAUACCCACCAUAGGCUUUACCGUGAUGUCCCUCUUUACCGUGUCCCUUUUGGAAUCCCUCAGAACAACCCAUUUACUUCAUCCUCACACCGAUUCCGAUUUGGAUUCACAUUCUUUCGUUGUUCCAAAUUUUCCUCACCAUAUCACCUUGUGCACAAAACCACCAAAGAUGUUCACAAUAUUCCUAGAAAUGAUGCUUGAAACAAUACACAAAAGUAAUAGACUCAUCGUCAAUAGCUUCACUGAACUGGAUGGCAAAGAAUGCGUCGAACACUACGAAAAAAUCAUGGGUCACAAGGCUUGGCAUUUAGGUCCACAUUCACUUAUUUGUGAAACUGUUCAAGAAAAGGCAGAGAGGGGAAACGAGAGUGUUGUGAGCGUGCAUGAGUGUCAAAGUUGGCUAAACUCAAAGCAAGAAAAUUCAGUGUUGUACAUAUGCUUUGGGAGCCUAUGCAAUUUCUCUGAUAAACAGCUUUACGAAAUUUCAUGCGGAAUAGAAGCAUCGGGUAAAAAAUUCAUAUGGGUUGUUCCUGAGAAAAAAGGGAAGGAAGAUGAGAGCGAUGAGGAGAAAGAAAAGUGGUUGCCGAAGGGAUUUGAGGAGAGAAACAUUAGAAGGAAUAAGAUGGGUUUAAUCAUCAGGGGGUGGGCACCACAGGUACUGAUUUUGAGCCACCCUGCAGUGGGUGCAUUUAUGACUCACUGUGGAUGGAAUUCUGUUGUGGAAGCGGUUAGUGCAGGGAUUCCAAUGAUCACGUGGCCGGUUCACGGUGAACAUUUUUACAAUGAGAAACUCAUAACUAAUGUGCGAGGGAUUGGUGUGGAAGUCGGUGCAACAGAGUGGUGUUUGUAUGAUUUUGGGAAGAAAAAGGUUGUGAGUAGAGACAACAUAGAAAAGGCUGUGAGAAGAUUGAUAAAUGGUAGCAGUGAAGCCAAGGAAAUCAGACAACGUGCUCGAGAACUGGGGGAAAAGGCUAGACUAGCCGUGCAACAAGGUGGCUCCUCUAAUAAUAAUUUGUUGUCAUUGGUUGAUGAUCUUAAAAGAUGGAGAGACAUCCGCAAGACACUUGAUUAAUUCAAAUACUUAAUCAUAUUAAUGGAUUUUGUUGGUGAUAAGUCUACGGAUAAUCUGUUUUAAGGGUUGGCAUAUUGCUAUUUUUAGACUUUGUUUGAAGCGAAAUACUAAUAUUUCUACGUAAGACUACUUUUUUUCCCUUUCAAAUAGAAACAUUUCGUUCGAAUGAGGGGGGUUGUUUUUAGGGUCUCGGUGGCAGGUUUCUGUUUUUAAUACUUUCUCUUGUUGUCGUUCUGUUUAUGUAGCCAUUACUUGAUGUUACUCUGGAACUCGUUUGUUUUUUAAUGCGUUUUGUGCAA
Messenger RNA from Medicago truncatula (barrel medic), 1972 nucleotides. RefSeq names its product scopoletin glucosyltransferase. NCBI's taxonomy places the organism in Eukaryota, Viridiplantae, Streptophyta, Magnoliopsida, Fabales, Fabaceae. The transcript has a single exon. Bases 192 to 1673 code for a protein of 493 amino acids. Gene Ontology annotation, molecular function: UDP-glucosyltransferase activity. The record is from RefSeq and is a predicted model, not a curated record.